CGGGGCGAUCCCGCGUGCAGCGCCCUGGGAUGCCGCCAGGCGCCCGGAUGCCAAUGACAGGGCUGCAGGUGGGGCCGCCUUCAGGACCGCCGUAUGGAGCAGCCAGUCCCAUGAGACCAGGCCUGCCGCAGUCGAUGAUGGACCCCUUCCGGAAACGCCUGCUUGCGCCACAGUCGCAGCCACCACUGGCGAGCCAGAGGCGAGGGGUGAAAAGGAGGAAGAUGGCUGACAAAGUCUUACCACAGAGGAUCCGGGAGCUUGUCCCAGAAUCUCAGGCCUACAUGGACCUCCUUGCCUUUGAGCGCAAGCUGGACCAGACCAUUGCCAGAAAAAGGAUGGAAAUCCAGGAAGCCAUCAAAAAGCCCCUGACGCAAAAGCGGAAGCUGCGUAUUUACAUCUCCAACACCUUCAGCCCGGCCAAGGAGGAGGGGGAUGGCGGGGAGCGUGUAGCCUCCUGGGAACUGCGUGUGGAAGGCAAACUCCUGGAGGAUCCAAGCAAGCAGAAGAGAAAGUUUUCCUCCUUUUUCAAGAGCCUUGUCAUUGAGCUGGACAAGGAACUCUAUGGACCAGACAACCAUCUGGUGGAGUGGCACAGGAUGCCCACAACCCAGGAGACUGAUGGCUUCCAGGUCAAGCGCCCUGGUGAUGUCAAUGUGAAAUGCACCCUGCUGCUUAUGCUGGACCACCAGCCACCGCAGUACAAACUGGACCCUCGCCUGGCUCGCCUGCUGGGCGUGCACACCCAGACCCGGGCCAACAUCAUGCAGGCGCUGUGGCUCUACAUCAAACACAACAAGCUGCAGGACAGUCAUGAGAAGGAGUACAUCAACUGCAACCGCUACUUCCGCCAGAUCUUCAACUGCAUCCGCAUGCGAUUCUCCGAGAUCCCCAUGAAGCUGGCAGGGCUGCUGCAACAUCCCGAUCCCAUCAUCAUCAACCACACCAUCAGUGUGGAUCCGAAUGACCAGAAGAAGACUGCCUGCUAUGACAUAGAUGUUGAGGUCGAUGACCCUCUGAAAGCCCAGAUGAGCAACUUCCUGGCCUCCACCACCAACCAGCAGGAAAUUGCCUCCUUGGAUGCCAAGAUCCACGAGACCAUUGAAUCCAUCAACCAGCUGAAGACGCAGCGAGAUUUCAUGCUGAGCUUCAGCAACAACCCGCAGGACUUCAUUCAGGAAUGGAUCAAAUCCCAGAGGAGGGAUCUCAAGAUCAUUACGGAUGUGAUUGGGAACCCGGAGGAGGAGAGACGAGCAGAGUUCUACCAGCAGCCCUGGGCACAAGAAGCUGUGGGCCGGCACAUCUUUGCCAAGGUGCAGCAGCGUAGACAGGAACUGGAACAAGUGCUGGGGAUUCGUCUCACCUAGUGGGCUGGCUGUGGCUCAGGGACUCUCCUCUUCCCCUCUCUUCCAACACCUGAGCCUUACGGUACUUCUUACUGGAAUCAAAUACAGCACUUGCACAAAGCCUGUGACUGGGGGCUGAGCCACUAGCACCCUGAGAGGCUCUCCAGCACCACAGGGCCCCAUCUUGGGCAGGAAGCUGUAGCCAAAGGCAGAAAGGGGUGUGUUUGGGUCCUGUGGGACCCAGGCAGGCUCUGCCUUGUUUCUUGUAGCCAUUCUUUAUUUCAGCCUCUCUUGCGUUGAUAUUGCUAACUUUCUGCGGUGUGCUGUUUGCUCCUCCCCCCAGUGUUCAGUGCAGUCUUCUGUCCAAACAACAUUGCAGGCUCACUCCCUUCCCCAGGGAAGGAGGCUUGGAGCUCUUCCAGCUUGGGUCAGAGCCCUGGCGGAGCUGUUGAAUGGUGGGUACGAGCUGUCCUGGCUGUGGGUCUCUAGUGACUAGUUCCAAACACUCUGGCUACAGAGCUUGCUCUGUGCAACACUGCUGCCAGCAGCCCAGCCUGCUCUGGCACUAGCUGGGAGAGGGCACCGUUUGCUUUCUGCAAUGCCCUCCCCUGGGUCCCUGUCCCAGCUGCUCCCAUGUUCUGCGGAGGCACGAGCCUGCCUGUCAUUUCUCAACCAAAGUUUUGUCCAUUCCAAAAGGCCGGCCUGUCCGGCCCCCAUGGUUUUGCACUAUUUUUGUGAACAGGUUUUAUAAAAAGGAAGCCUUUUGUACAGCGGGUUUGUAUUUGAUUAAUAUAUUAGAGUUCCUCUCUAGUACUGCACUCAAAUGGAGAUCUAUGCAGUGGGAUCCCUUGUGUUCUUGGGAAGGGUUUGCUCAGGCCCCUUGUAGAUGCCUUUUUGUAGGUAACUGAGCUUUUGGCCUGAGUCUUUGACAAUCAGUUGCAUUAUUUCCCCCUCUUGCUGU
This is a messenger RNA of Alligator sinensis (Chinese alligator), 2304 nucleotides long. It is a transcript of the gene SMARCD2, whose product is annotated as SWI/SNF related, matrix associated, actin dependent regulator of chromatin, subfamily d, member 2. The record is from RefSeq and is a predicted model, not a curated record. Gene Ontology annotation, cellular component: nucleus; SWI/SNF complex. The transcript is spliced from 13 exons. Lineage: Eukaryota; Metazoa; Chordata; Crocodylia; Alligatoridae. Gene Ontology annotation, biological process: regulation of transcription by RNA polymerase II. The coding region runs from base 30 to 1364 and encodes 444 amino acids.